Topomyia yanbarensis is the source of this 1240-nucleotide messenger RNA. RefSeq names its product pro-resilin-like. Lineage: Eukaryota; Metazoa; Arthropoda; Insecta; Diptera; Culicidae. The transcript has 2 exons. Bases 66 to 1115 code for a protein of 349 amino acids. Gene Ontology annotation, molecular function: transcription coactivator activity. Gene Ontology annotation, biological process: positive regulation of transcription by RNA polymerase II. Gene Ontology annotation, cellular component: RNA polymerase II transcription regulator complex. The record is from RefSeq and is a predicted model, not a curated record.
AAAAUUUUCAGUUAGGCUCGUGUUGGCUUGAAAAACUGUAUGCUGAUUAGUUAAAACGUGCGAAAAUGAUCAAGUUCAGUGUGAUUACGGUUUUGCUGUUGGCUACAGGUGCUAUCGCUGAGCCUCCAGUGAGCGCUGGUUAUUCUUAUUCCGGUGGUCAUGGUCACGACGAUGGUCAUAGUCAUAGUCAUGGCUCUGAUGGAGGCUAUAUUACCGUUAAUAGUGGGCAUCAAACCUCGGAAGGUCAACACGUUGAUCCACAUUUGCUACACAAAGUGAAGGAAGUACUCGUGGAACACGAAAACAGUGGGGCUGGAUCAGCUUCUUAUAGCAGCGGCCACUCAUCGCAUUCAAUAUCCGCCCCUUCAACAUCUUACGGAAUUCCAUCCUCGUCAUACGGAGCACCAUCUCACUCGCAUGGAUCUCUACCGUCCCCAAUCUACGGUAUUCCCUCGUUUGGAGGACAUUCCUCUCGUGUGACAGGAGUGGAACUUGGCCACGUACGACAAGGAAUCCAGCUUGCGGAAUUUUAUAAAGCCCAAAGUGCACCAUCUUAUUCAUCCCACUCCUACUCUGCUCCAUCCUUUGUGUCACAUUCCUCCUAUUCUACACCUUCUUUUGGCUCCCAUUCCUACUCGGCUCCAUCCAUUUCUUCGCAUUCCCAUUCAUCGCAUUCUUCAAUUUCCAUCCCAUCAUCCUCGUAUGGUGUACCCUCUUACAAUUCUCUAUCAUCUUCCUAUGGUGCUCCUUCUUCAUCGUACAGUGCUCCAUCCUCUUCAUAUGGUGCUCCAUCAUCUUCGUACAGCACCCUAUCCUCUUCCUAUGGUACUCCAUCAUCUUCACAUGGACCUGUGUCAUUUUCGUACAGUUCCCCCUCAUCUACCUAUGGCGCUCCAUCCUCCUCGUACAGUGCCCCAUCAUCCCACGGGGCACUAUCAUCUUCACAUGGACCUCCGUCAUUUGGAGGUAGUCUCUACCGGGUUCCUGCUUUUCGUCCCACCUCGGUUUAUCAUGCUCCAUCCGCGAGCUAUCACGGCCCCUCAUCUAGCUAUAACGCACCUGCUCCAGUCUACUCAGUCCCUCGACCUGUCUACGGAACUCCUCAUUUUCACUAAAAUUUAAUUAGUAAUUUCAAAGUAUCUAAGUCAUUCCUCUAUGUAGAUAAUUUAUUCACAAACCAUCAUUUUCAUCGCCAUUAUGAAACUGUUAAAUGAAAAGUUUUUGUUACUGAAAAAUUAAA